AUGGUGCGGUCGCCACCAGCACCAGCACCACCGGCGGCGCCGACGAUGGGGUAUUAUGUCCCCUUACAGCCGCCUGUUGCUGGCACGGUGGAAGACGGGGAAGAAUUAGGUGGAUCGACGAGAGCCAUCAAUGCAUAUAUGUCGUGCAAUUAUGGUCGUGGAGAAGGCUCCUCUGACGGCCCCGAGUUUGAUCCAUUUUAUAAGCUAUGGCUAUAUAAAGAAGAAGAGAUUUUCAAAGACAUUACUUGUUGUGCUGUCGCAUUUAGACUAUUGCGCAUCAAAGGAUUCGAAGUCUCAUCAGAUUUUCUGGUUCCGUAUGCGGAGCGAGAUCACAUUAGCCUACAAACGACUAGCGUGAGUACGAUUCUCGAGCUAUAUAGAGCAUCACAAAUACGAAUACAUGAAGACGAAACAAAUCUCGACGCUAUAAACGAAUGGACCACCACAUUUCUGAAGCAGCAGUUGCUGAGUGAAACCAUUCCUGACAAGAAAUUGCAAGAAAAGGUGGAAUACGAGUUGAAGAACUUCCACGGCAUACUAGGACGAAUUGGAAAUAGACGAAGCCUUGAUCUAUACGACGUGGAGAAUUACCAUGUUAUGAAAGCUGCAUAUAGGUGCCCCACGAUAUACAACGAAGAGUUUCUUAUAUAUUCAAGGCAAGAUUUUAACAUAUGCCAAGCUUUGCAUCAGAAAGAGUUUCAACGAUUAGAGAGGUGGUACAGCGAUUGCGGGUUGGACCGCUUGAACUUCGGACGAGAUGCAUUACGUAUGGCCCAUUUUAUGGCUUCAGCAAUUUUUGGCGAUCGUCAAUUGGUCGAUGCUCGCAUGUCAUUUGCCAAAAACGUUGUGCUUAUAGCACGUAUCGAUGAUUUUUUCGAUCAACAUGGUUCUAGAGAAGAAUCAUACAAGAUCCUAGAUUUAGUAAAAGAGUGGAAUGAGAAGCCAACCGUAGAAUACGGUUUCCAAGAAGUUGAGAUACUCUUUACAGCGGUGUACCGCACUGUAAACGAGUUAGCGGAAAUGGCUUACGUGGCACAAGGCCGUUGUGUUAAACAUCAUCUGAUUAGCCUCUGGGUUGAAAUUCUAACGAGUUUCGUAAAGGAAUUCGAUACAUGGUGCGAAGAUGAUGCGAUAAACUUGGAUAAGGAGAAGGAAGAAAGGAGGGUAAAUGCGGUGAGCAUUCUAAAAGAAUCAGACGAUGAAAACGAAGAGAUGGCUGUUUCGAAGAUUGAAAAAUUGAUAGAGUAUAAUCGGAGAAAACUGCUGAGAAUGGUUUAUAAGAGAGAAACCAUUGUUCCAAGAAAAUGCAAGGAUUUGUUCUCAGAGAUAUGCAAAAUGGGUUAUUAUUUGUACUCAUCUAGUGGUGGUGAUGAAUUUACUUCCCCGCAACAAAUAAUGGAGGAUGUGAAGUCAUUGAUCCAUCAACCCCUUUAUUCUUAA
This is a messenger RNA of Erythranthe guttata (spotted monkey flower), 1440 nucleotides long. NCBI's taxonomy places the organism in Eukaryota, Viridiplantae, Streptophyta, Magnoliopsida, Lamiales, Phrymaceae. The record is from RefSeq and is a predicted model, not a curated record.